Messenger RNA from Fusarium vanettenii 77-13-4, 1344 nucleotides. RefSeq lists its product as uncharacterized. NCBI's taxonomy places the organism in Eukaryota, Fungi, Ascomycota, Sordariomycetes, Hypocreales, Nectriaceae. Gene Ontology annotation, molecular function: FAD binding; oxidoreductase activity. The record is from RefSeq and is a predicted model, not a curated record. The transcript has 4 exons. Bases 1 to 1344 code for a protein of 447 amino acids.
AUGGCCACACUACCCAGCACUCUUUCUCAGACAUCUGAAGGCUACGACCAGCUUCGCCGCAAGUUCUUCAACCAACGCGUCCCCGACAUCCAUCCCACCGAGAUAGCCAGUCCAACAACCACCGCCGAGGUCGUGGCCGCUGUCAAGAGGGCACGCGAGCAUGGCUGGAAGAUUGGCGUCCGUUCCGGCGGGCACCUGUUCUUCUGCAGCGCGCUCCUGGACGGCGGCCUCCUCAUCGACACACGCAACCUGAACCAGGAUAUCGAAUACGAUCCUGCAACCAAGGUUGCUUCAAUCAGUCCUGGCCACAAGGUCGCGGAUGUGACCAAGUAUCUCGAAGCCCGCGGUAGAUUCUUCCCCGCCGGUCACUCGCGGUCCGUCGCCGUCGGUGGAUUCCUACUCGCGGGUGGGCAGGGCUGUUUCCUCCGCGGAUGGGGGUAUACUGCCUCCAACUGGGUCACGCAGCUGGAAGUUGUCACCUCGGAGGGGGAGACAGUCAUUGCCACCCCAGGCAGCGGGCAGGGUUAUUUUGGAGUCAUCACGAGGAUCUGGGUCAGCACGAUCCCGACAAGAAGACUUUUUGACACCACCAUCAUCGUUGAUUCGACCGAUAUCUUCAAGCCGCUGCUCAAGUGGGUUCUCGAGACGUCCAAGAAGGUGCCCAAGUACGGCGUGGAUCUGUUCUACUGCACCUUCUACGCCGACAAGGACGACCCCAAUGGCGGCCACGAGUCGGCCGCCAAGCGCGUCUUUUUCGCCAUCAACGAGACCAUCUUUGCCGAUUCUUUUGAUGAAGCCAAAGUCCUGGCAAGCCCCUGGAACGUAGUACCUGACGAGUUCAAGAAGUAUAUCGUCACCACUGUCCCGUUGGUGGAGAGAACCUGGGAAGAGCUCUGGGGCCUCCAGGAGAGCUUCCAGCCACAGGGAAAUGGUGAGAGAUGGAACGUUGACAGCAUCCUGGUUGACCCCAAAGCGUCCGACGACGAGCUCAUCGAUGCCAUCACCCCGGCUUUAUACGACCUGCCGUCUCGUCUCUCAUCCGGCACCUUUUGUCCGAUGGACUAUUACCCUGACGAGGCGGACCAGGCUCUGAGCUUGCCUCAGAAGACCUAUGUCUCGACCAUGUGUUGCUGGAAAGAUCCCAAGCAGGAUGCGGCCGUGGACAAGUGGCUGCUCGACGCGUAUACCAAGGCAGAAAAGGUCUCGUGUGGUGUCAUGACAGACUCUGCACUCAAGAAGUGGCUCGGGAUCAGGAGCAAAUGGGAUCCUUCAGAGACGUUUAUCGGUCAUCGGGGCUUCAGCAGUGUUUUAGAUAGCAAAGCAGACGUGGGCGCCAAGCUGUAG